AGAAGAGCUCAAGAACAGACAUCUUUCAAGAAGCAAGAGAAUUGAAAUACUGAAGUGAAAUACUGAAGAUGAUGCUGCAGUGGUUGAUACUAUUGACGCUGUUUGUUCAUAACAGUUUAGCUUUCGGGCUUUAUGAUGAUACAGAUGGUAUGUGUUAUUAAAUCAAUAAUUGCAUUUAGGUUUCUGUAUUGCACGGACCCAUGGUGCUUCGAGGUUAGUGCCUCUUCGACCGCGGUUCCAUUCCAGCAGUGUGCAGUUGCGUCCAUGUUAUUAUUGCCUCAGUAUACUGUUGUUCUUAGAUUUUAACAAAGGGCCAUUGGCCAAGGACAAAUUGAUCAAAUUUUGGUUGAAUUCGGGAAAAAAUUAGACGUCAUAUUUUAAAAAGUUUGAUUCUUUUUAUAAUAGUAAUUAUAUUCCUUUAAGUUUACCUUUCUUUAUUUCGCUUUAAAACAAAAUAUGCUAGUACAAAAAUUAUUUAAUUAACGGGAUCGGAAGCUUUGUUAUGGCUAAUACGUAUAAUGACUGAUCUUGUACUGAUUCAAACUGUGUGUUCUUUCCUCAAAACAGAUUACGAUCUUUGGCGACGUCAACUCGGUGGACCUGGAGUACAACCAACAUCAAAACCUGAAAACGGUAUAACACGUCAGUAAAACCUAAUUUAAUAACUAAUUAAUAAUUCAUAGAGAAAAAUCCAAUUCCAGGUACGUAAACAAAAUUAGUCACGUGCAUGCGUCUAAGUAGUCAGCCUAUAGCCUUUUCCCAAAAGAGAUCACAGUGCAUUCUGGGAUCGUUUGGAGGGACAAAAUAAUGGCGACAGGCGUCAAAUAUGUGAAAGAGUAUAGAAGUAUCUACUAUAAAAUAUCAACUUUUUAGACGACCAAAAAUUUAAAAUAUAUCCUUUUUACAUUAAACAUUUAAUUUAAAUGCAGUGUGCUGCCAUAUCCAACAUGAGAAUUGCGCGACUAGACCAAGGACUUUGGAAAAUGGCUAAUACAGUAGAUCUUUGUUAUUCAUAUUAGACAAAGAUUUUCAUGUAAAGAUUUUUUAUUUUGGAAGUUAUGAAUAAUUAAUUAAUGAAUAAUUAAUGAUAUAAUAUUCACAAAACGAGUAGGGGGGGCUUUAUCAUUGUAUUCAAUUUAUCGUCUUUAUACAAUGUUAUAUAUAGCUUGCAUAUAUUAUAUAUAUUACCAAUGUUCUUACCUUUACAUGCAUAUGCUGUACUUAAUAUCCAUUACCAAUGAUGCCAAACAAUUAUUAUUUUAGAUUGCCGCAAAGAUAUUCUUGUCGUUUUGGACAGUUCGCAAUCUGUCGGUGCACUAUAUUUCAAGAGCAUACGGAAUUUCCUAAUCACACUUGUCGAAAAAUUGAAUGUGCGUAAAGACGGCACACAAAUUGGUUUCAUCACAUUCUCAAAUUCAACUAGAACCAAGAAAUUGUUGGACGUUGGCGAAAAAACAGAUGCAACAGAAUUAAUAGAUUGGUUGGAGAAGCUUAGCUAUGAAAGAGAACUGAUGGGCGAUUAUACCAGGACAGGUCUUGCAUUUCAGAUAGCAAACAAUGUAAGUCAACGUUUUGCUUGUAGAAACACACCAUAUUUAAGUAGUACACUGUAUAUUAAGAACUGUCACUUGUUAUCGACAUAGUUAAUGCAUGAACGUACAUACGUUCUACAAGGUUGUCAAUGGACUUAGCCAAACUAUUGGAUUAAAUUAUAAAAUUUAACUGACCAAUUAAUUUUUAGCAACAUACAACUAAUAAAAUUUCCCGUUAAUUAAGUUGCCUCAGAGUUUGAAUUUUUCAUUCAAUUCUGAGGCACCUCAAGGGGAGAUUUUAUUACCGCUGCCGUUGCUAUGGCAACAAUGACGUUCCAAAAUGGCGGAUAUUUUGGCUUUAAUAAAAAUCGACAUUGGCAACUCCCAAAUGUUAUUUCAUAGAAUGAUUUCUUUCAGUAUACUCAAUUAUCUUAAUCAGUAAUUUGAAAAAAUUCUGUUGAGCCAAAAAGGAUUAUUACGAAUAAUCACAAUUACUUAAUUUGAAAACUUUCUCUCCUUGUCAAAAUAAUUGUCUAAAAAAUGUUUCGAGCCACAUUAAAACAACUUGUUUUUAAAGAUGUUUAGUUUAAAAAGUCCUUCAAAUGCCCGCAAUACAGUAGAGGAUGUUAUAUUGUUGUUCACCGACGGAGAACCACAUAGCCCACACGGAAAUUACGGGGAGAGAAAAAUUGUUGAAACUGAAACGAAUAAACUGAAGGAGAAGGACGUUACAAUUGUCGGCGUGGCAGUUGGAAUACCCGCGCAGAUUAAAACGUUCAAGAAGUACAUUCAAAGCUGGGUAACAGACUCAAGCGAAGUAGCAGAAACAUCGUGGGAUACGUUGGAAAAAGAUGUGGACGAACUAGUGAAUAAGCUAUUUAAUCCUUUGUGCAAACCAGAAGCAGGUAAGUGCUGAAAAAAUUUACGCCAUAAGCCAAUAGACAACUUGCAUGUUAGACUAAUUUUUUAUAAUUAUCUAGGGAAAAUAAGUAAAUUCCCGUAAAGAACUUAGUAAAAUUAGUAAAAUUGUUUCUUUUAAUUUCAAAUUCAUUUAACCUAUAGAAUUUUAGUCAUUAAAUACAAUUGUUGAUUUGCUGCAUGAAUGUUGUCGAUUUUUCUUUCGUCGCUAUAUAAAUUUGAGACUCUCGGGAAAACAAAAUUAUUUCCCUCGGGAACAGAAUUAAGUGUAUACUGUUCCCUUAUUGUGACGUCAUUCAUAUCCGACCAGAGUCAUGCAUAUCCAAGAUGGCGAAUAUUUUUUAAACCAUGGCCAAGAACGGUAAAAAAAUCUGUGAGAAGCUUUCUUUUGAAAUAUAUUUCCAUUGCUAUUUACUUUCAACAUGAGUAUCAUUUUUCAUUCAUCAGGUGAAUGCUCCUGCAAAGGCGAUAGUGCUGCAACAGUUACAGCCUAUAUGAAAAAAGGUGAAAUCACAACACAGGUCGAAUGGUUGGACGCAAUGGAAUGCACCGGGAGUGCUUCUUAUACCAUGAAUCCACCUGAUGCUAAGUCUGGAGAUAGAUUUGGCCUGGGCAAACACGUGAUUACUUAUUCGAGCUCGUACACUAACAAUGCUGGAAAGAAUAUAGAUCUCAUAUGUCCUGUUCAGGUCACUGUUGCCAGUAAGUGAUAAUAACUAAAGAUCUUUUACAACUUUUUAAUCAGCAUCUUGCAAUUCGCAUAGAGAUUAUAAAAGAGGGAGCAAUGCGAGAUAGAUUUAAUCAAACGAAAGGCACAAAUUGACAUCGAGAUGGUAAAACAAAAGAGUGGGCGUUGCAGGAAAAUGUCAGGCAAACGAAAGGGACAAGUUAAAGCUUGCUAAUGGGGGAAAAUUUGAGUUAUACCCGGAUGUAAAACCAAGAAAAUCUAUUGUUUUACCUUUUGGCUACAAUUCAAGUAUUCAAUCCUCCUGGUAUUAUCAACAGUCCUGACUUGUUUUAGAUUUGUUUGAGGCGAAGAUAUGAAAAAUUUUCAUUUUAUAUCGUGGAAAAUGGUAAAAAUUUGGACGGCUGAAGACACGAAGAAAACAGCGCUCUUCAACAUCAAAAAAGCGCUUUAAAACAUUUCUACCGUUACAAACCUUAUUUUGUAUCAAAGUGCAGAUAAGAAUUUUGAGCUUUUAGUCUUUGCUUGAACUAUGCUAAAACUGGAAAAAUCGAUGCUUUCAAAGUUAUAUAAUUUUCGUUAUUUCCCGCUCCUCCUAAACAUCGUGUUUUAAUUUCUUCAUUUAGCCUGCGAAUGUCCCAGUAUCCAAACAGUGCAAGCACAUCAUUUGCCCGGUGUGGACAAAACAUCCUAUGCCAGUUGGACCGAACCUGCGCCAAAUUGCCCGGCCAAGCCAAACCCGAGUAGGGCGCACAGUGGAUGGUUCUAUGCUGGUGAAACUACUGUCACACACAAGUACAGAGUGGCAAACAAGUUUGAUCUGGAAUGUCCUGUGAAGAUUGUUGUCCCAGGUGGGUCCAGUUCACUUUGAAAAAAAGAUUCAAGAUAUUUAAUACGAACUUUCGCUUAGCCUCGUAACCUCCGCCAGGACAUUAUGUUUUCGUCCGCAUUUGUAUAUACCGUUACAGUAUGCGUGUGUGUGUGUGUAUGCAUGUGCGUCUCUCUGUCAGUUGUCAGCACGAUAACGUUAGCACGAUAAGUUGCGGAACGAAAGGCUGGUCUCCACUAUCAAAGUUUCUGUGAUCACAGUAAGAAUUUUGCGUUGGUAAAUUCUAAGUUUUGAAGAAGUUGUAAGAAAUGUUUGAGGUGUUAAACAUGCACUGACUGUCAGUUUCUUCGAAAAUUAGAGUUUACCUAUGCAAAACUCACAGAAACUUUGAUAGUUUAAACAUGGAUAAUAAAAUAAAUGGAUCGGACACUAGCUGACGUCACAGUCUAAACCUAGUUGCAAUCUGUGACGUCACGCGUGUUGCCAAAGUUCUCGGCUUUUUGUUGUUUCGCUAUUGAAGCGUAAACUGGUCUUAUUGUUUUAAAAAUAUGCCUAACCACGACAAGGUAUUCAAGGUAAAUGUUUUUCGUCUUUGUUUUGUAUUUUUUUUUACAUUUGUAGCUACGAAAUUGGCGUCAUGCACCAAUUUUAACGAAAUUUGGGAUGGAUUUUUCACUGUUUAGUGCUUGAAAUAUUUGCUAAAAUUGACUGGAAAUACUUAGAGAUUUCAUCGUAGAAUGGCGUAGUUAUAUUUAUUUGCUCUUUGACUAAAAUGUUUAGCUGUAUUAUUGCUAAACCUGCCGUUUUUGAGAAUUUGGUUUGCAACUAGGUUUCAACAUUCAACAACGCCAUCAUCCCAUUGAAAACAUUAGGUCAUGUCAGCUAGUUUGCUAUCCAUUUAUUUUACAAUCCAUGGUUUAAACCAGCCCUAAUAUAGACAUUUGUUCAUGUUUCAGUUCUACACUACUGAUUAUACCGUAGGUCAAAUCACUCAAUGUCUCAUCAUGAAUAUAUUACCUGUAUUUCAGGAGAAUUUUGCGGUAAUACGGCUUAUGACCCAGCCACUCAAGUUUGCUGUUGUGAUAAAGUUUCUAGCAAGAAAAAUGACGGGCAUAGCCAUAGGUGCUGUGGCCAGAACUACAUUAAUCCUGGCAAGAAGAUGUGUUGUCAAGGCAACAAACCUGUGCGCCUUCCAGGAUCAUGCCGUCCAUGAGAUGACCUUCUGUCACAUAUCAAGGAACUUUUUGCUUGCUUAUACGUAGAAAAUAACAAUAGUAUGUUAUUUGUAUACAUUAUACACAAAUGAUUAUACAUUAGUGUUAUCAUAUUGGUUUAAAUUUUUGCCAUUAAACGAAAUACAUUC
Messenger RNA from Paramuricea clavata, 5327 nucleotides. The record is from the annotation of a GenBank genome assembly. Lineage: Eukaryota; Metazoa; Cnidaria; Anthozoa; Malacalcyonacea; Plexauridae.